CAGGACUCUUAAGUCGGGAGAAGUUUGCGCACAGCUCACAGCUGGGCGAGGGAAGGAAGGCGCCGGGAAAGCCAGCCCCCCAGACGCUGGGUGGGCUGCGCCGCCCGGCUCGCGGACCUUCCUGACUUGCAGAGGGGCUCACCGUCCGCCCCUCACCGUGGGGCGGACAUCUCCUGCUCAGGAGAUGGGCGCUGUAGCUUGAGUUACUGAGUCUCUGGAGCCACCACCUGCGAACGUCCUUCGCUUCUCCUGAGCUGUGCCCGGCCGCCCACUGAGAGUAUUCCAGAACUUAGAAGAAAAUCAUCUUCCAACACCGAAAAUGAAGUUCACACUUACUCGCUGGUGCUUGGUACUCUUCAUCUUUCUAAAUCAUCCAACUCCAAUUCUUCCUGCCUCUUCAAAUAACACCUAUCCUCCCACGAUGGAGUCCGAGCCAUUUCUGUACAUUGUAGGACGAAAGAAAAUGAUGGAUGCACAGUACAAAUGCUAUGACCGAAUGCAGCGGUUACCCCUCUACCAAGGAGAAGGUCCCUAUUGCAACCGUACCUGGGAUGGAUGGUUGUGCUGGGAUGACACACCAGCUGGGGUUUUAUCCCAUCAGUACUGCCCGGAUUAUUUCCCAGACUUUGAUCCAACAGAAAAGGUUACAAAAUACUGUGAUGAAAAAGGGGAUUGGUUUAAACAUCCUGAGAACAAUCGAACCUGGUCCAACUAUACUAUGUGUAACGCUUUCACUCCUGAGAAACUGAAGAAUGCAUACAUUCUGUAUUAUCUGGCUAUUGUGGGCCAUUCUAUGUCGAUUUUCACCUUGGUGAUUUCUCUGGGGGUUUUCGUGUUUUUCAAGAGCCUUGGCUGCCAAAGGGUAACCCUGCACAAGAACAUGUUUCUGACUUACAUCCUGAAUUCUAUGAUUAUCAUCAUCCACCUGGUUGAAGUAGUGCCCAACGGAGAGCUCGUGAGAAGGGAUCCGGUGAGCUGCAAGAUUUUGCAUUUUUUCCACCAGUACAUGAUGGCGUGCAAUUAUUUCUGGAUGCUCUGUGAAGGGAUCUAUCUUCACACCCUCAUUGUGGUGGCCGUGUUCACUGAGGAGCAACACCUGCGGUGGUAUUAUCUUCUGGGCUGGGGGUUCCCGCUGGUGCCAACCACUAUCCAUGCUAUCACUAGGGCACUGUACUUCAAUGACAACUGCUGGCUGAGUGUGGAGACCCAUUUGCUUUACAUCAUCCAUGGCCCUGUCAUGGCGGCUUUGGUGGUCAAUUUCUUCUUCUUGCUCAACAUCGUCCGUGUACUCGUGAGCAAAAUGAGGGAAACCCAAGAGGCGGAAUCGCACAUGUACCUGAAGGCGGUGAGGGCCACUCUGAUCCUGGUGCCCCUGCUGGGGAUCCAGUUUGUUGUCUUUCCCUGGAGGCCCUCCAACAAACUGCUUGGGAAAAUAUAUGAUUACCUGAUGCACUCUCUGAUUCAUUUCCAGGGAUUCUUCGUUGCAGUGAUUUAUUGCUUCUGCAACAACGAGGUCCAGACCACCGUGAAGCGCCAGUGGGCCCAGUUUAAAACCCAGUGGAACCAGCGUUGGGGGAGGAGCAAUAGCAACAGCCGCUCUGUUGCCAUUGCUGUAGUGGCUGAGGCCGGCGACAUCCCUGUUUACAUGUGCCACCAGGAGCCAAGGAACGAAGCCGCCAACAACCUGGACGAUGAGGGCGCGGAGGUCAUCGCUUUGGAGAUCAUAGAGCAAGAGUCCUGCGCUUGCCUGUGAAGCACAUUCAGCACCAUGAUCACUGAGCCCUCACCCCCUGGGAGACAGACCGACCAUGCGUCUAAAGUGAUUCCCAUCCUCCCAGGAGCCGAACAUAUCAUCUGUGAUGAAUUAUUAAGUGAAUUUGUCCAUAGUGAUUCUGAAGAAAGUUAUUCUUGGUACUAUUGCUGUGGGAGACAGUCUAGGAAUUGAGUCUCCCUCUGCAACACUUGUGAACUCCAUCUUUCAUCCAGGACUGAGUUGCAGAUGUCUUGGUUAUGCAAGCAAAGUAUCUAAGAAAAACGCAACUAAAUUGACCUAGUUCAGAAACAGGGUGCUCCUUGUUAAUCUUGAGCCAUUUAUACCUUUGGAAAAUUAAAAUCACUGUCAAUAUUUUUCUUUUUAACUCUAGACUUUGAAUUAGAAUAUUUCUGUAUUUGGCUAUGAAUCCAAUUUUUAAUUUUUUUUUAAUUUCAAUCAAUUCUGAUGUUAUUCAGAUGUUUAACCAUCCACACAAUGUAAACUGCACAAAUUACAUGGCCUCUGCCAGACAAAGUGGCUUUCUAAUAUAGAGAUGACUGAGUGUGUGGGGAGAAGGCCUGUGUUAGGCAGGAAGAUCUAAUGCUUUGAAUGAAAAAGAAAUUUAUAGAGUCAAUUUGCUGGAAGCAUUAGAUGGGCUGAUUUUGUAAUUGGUUUGUUAGUAUCGUAUGCUCAGUGUGGUUGUGGUAAUCCCGUCAAUGGGGCAGGCCCUCACUGCUGUGAAGAACUGGCCUUCUUGUUGAAUAAGCUUUGGUCACUGGCAUUUACCAGUUGGGAGGUCACAAAGAGUCCAUCAUCAACUUUUUCACAAAACUGCCAAAAAUAUAUGUCCCCCACUUUCCUAAACUCUAUAGGAUUUAUAAAGCAAAUCACUCCGAGGUUUAUAAAGCAGAUUACCUCUUGCCCUUGGGUGCUAUCUAACAGUAAAAGAUAAAUUUGCUUAAGACUGGUCAUUAAAAGACUCCAUAUAAGUACAUUAACUGCCUUCCACCCAGCUUCAAAGCUUAACAAGACCUCAGUCUUUUCCAGGAAGAUUUAGUAAGUCUAAUUUAGGAAUCAGUUUGCAGUUGACCUCUUGUGUGCUAUUAGGAAAACAGGAGGGGGAAAAACUUAACUGCUACAAGUUUAACCAUACACCAAUGCAUUUAAAGUAAAAGUAGAGUUUCUCAUUAAAACCCAAUAUUAUAUUUCCACAUCUCUCUUUACUUUCUCAGUAUAAAAUCUUCAAAAAUCCCUGAAUAAACCCAUUACCAUCACUGGCACCUGGAAUUAAUUUUUGAAUUUGCAACAGUAAUCAGUUAUGGUUAUUUAAUUUGUAUGCUAAAUGAGGAGAUAGACCGAAACCCUCCAAAUCUCCAAAUCUCAUCUAUAUGCCACUGCCUUUCAGAAGUGAUGUGGUUGUGGAAAAACAAAAAAUUGAUUUGUUCUAGUUACAUAUUUAGUGCACCCCCAAAAAAUUAUGUUCCUUCAGUGACAAUGAAUUUUGGAUACAAAAGUAGCUUAAGUCUCCUUUACAGAAAGUAAGGGAGUUGUUGAAAAGAAAGUAUUUUUCCAAUCACAGUGUUUAUGUAGUAGUGUUCCUAUUUUUGUUUACAAACAUGGAAAACAGAGUAUUUCUGGCAGCUCUAGUACAAAUGUGAUAAUAUAUUGCUGAAACAUUCUAGAUACUAUUGUGAUAAUAUAGUAGGGGCUGAAGAAAAUGAAACGGCUUUCUGUAGAAUUAUACAUAGUGCCAAAAUGAUGUGAAAUGCUUACGCUAUGUAUAUGUUUAAAUUAAUACAGAGUAUAUUAUAAGCAAAAAGGUGUGUUUUACAUAUUUUUCAAAAGAAAUAACAUUCUCCAUCUUUUCAUUCAUUCAUCUUGUCUCCUGCUCAUUCCACAUUCUCUUUCUCUUUUCAGCGCAGGCUGCUAAUACCCCAUCUUGUUUGCAUUGUAGAAGAGGGAAAGAGAAUCCAAAAGAAUAGGACAGAAAAUUCUGCACAAAAACAUGAAGGUGAUUAUAUCUGUCAGUGUAAUCAUCUUCAAUCUCUACUUAACUAUAAACUCCAAAACACAGUUCUCAUGCCCUUGACAAUCUGGGGAAACACAGCAAAUAAAUCUAGGGCAAAAAAAUAACACACCAUUUCAUUGCUCCUGGCUUUUUCCCCCCAUUAUUCUGGGACCAGACUUGAACUGUCCAACAUCAGAUUAGAAUUGUUACAAUCAUUGAUUUGUAUUAGUUUGGGAGAGAAACUAAGGUUGGGAAAAAGGGAACUAAUUAAAUAUCAUUAGAAUGCAGAAAGGCCACUAUUGGGAAGAUUUUCAGAUCUGGAAAGCUUGAAAUGGAAAAAAUGAGGAUUAAAUGAGAACUGUGAUGGACUAAUAAUGGGGAACAAGAACAAUUUGUAGGCUCUUCACACUAUGCCAUAGCAUCCAAAAUUAGUAGCCUCAUGAGAUCUAGAGAACUUGUUCAGAAAGGAUACAUAAGGGCUGUAUCUUUACCUUGUGUUCCAGUGGGCAAUACAAAUAGAUAAAAUGACCCUGUGAUCUUGAAAAAGCAAAAGUAAUUUCCCAUCACACUAUUAAAUCUGGAUAACUUGAACUCAGAAAAACUUGAACUCAGCCACCCACCUGCAUUGAUCCCUACUAGAAAGUGAUCCAAAAUAGGCUUCUGGGUGCACAUGGGUCUGAUGAUUCCUGAAGGAGGCAAAGAUAACAGAAAAGAAGUGAUAGAAGUGCUGUCAUCAUGGAUCUCCACUCCUCAUUCCUUCCUUCAUUCACUAGGAUUGAUUCAACAGACAUUUCAUACACCUUUCAGUCAGCUACACAACAAAUAUAUAAAAGUAGCUACCAUGAGGAAGGUUCUUUGUGCAGUGGUGACUGCUUCUUUCCUGUGUCAAUGGUAAAAAUCAAAACCUAUUAAGCGAACCAUUACCCUAAAACCACAAACACUGAUAUCUUUGGACUGGAAGAACAAAGUGACACAAGGUUGGAGGUGGUAGCUGAGUGUGAUCCUUCCUCCCCACUAGUGCUGGUAGGACAACUCAAGUUACAAGAAACAUUCUCAGGACAAGAUCUCUGCAUAAAGGCUUAGCAACGACCCAUUUCCUUAACAACAAGGUCUAACAUGGUGAUUUGUCCUGUGGCUAGAUUCCAAUUCAACUCUCUAACAUAGGAAUUGACCCUUUAGCAUUUAGAGUAAGAUUAUUCAUAAAGAAGGGAGAUUAGAAGCCAAAUGCAGAAAAAGCAAUCAGGUAAAUACAGAAGGAAACUCCAUUUGUGAUUGUGAGAUAGAGACAAGAUGCCUCACUCCUAGACUGUUACAUCA
Molecule: messenger RNA, 5078 nt
Organism: Manis pentadactyla (Chinese pangolin)
Lineage: Eukaryota; Metazoa; Chordata; Mammalia; Pholidota; Manidae
Gene: CALCR
Product: calcitonin receptor
Exons: 14
Coding region: 320-1753 (477 amino acids)
Biological process (GO): positive regulation of cytosolic calcium ion concentration; adenylate cyclase-activating G protein-coupled receptor signaling pathway; cell surface receptor signaling pathway
Cellular component (GO): axon; plasma membrane
Molecular function (GO): amylin receptor activity; calcitonin receptor activity
Source: RefSeq, a predicted model, not a curated record